AUGUUUGCGACUGAUCUCUCUGGCAGGAUCGCUACCAGUGGAACACGUGUUUACUUUGUGCCUACGGACAAGCGGCUACCGCGUCUAAAGUGGGAGCCCAAGCUGCAGCGUUUCGUUGUAUGGCAGCACAACAAUCAUGACCUGGCACCACGCUCAUCUUCGCAGCAAACUACUUCGACCGACGCGGUAGAGGAGGAUUGCGUUGUAAUGGCCUUAACCAAUGCGAUUUCGUGCUGUGCCCUCUACGGUGUUCUCCCCCUCGGCACAACAUCGAUCCUGUUGUACGUCACGGAGCAAAAACAAGCGGCGACUCUGCCUUUUUCCGGGCAGCACGACAUAUUUGCCGUCAAGCACCUUGCAUGGAUGCGGCUGCCACCACAGCCAGCUGGGUCCACUCACUCAGAUGACGCGGAAGAUUAUGGUGGCGAUAAGGAUAACAGCACUGACAGUCGCAUCCAAAACGAGGAGGAAGAAGAAGUAACUGGACACAGCAAGGGUCCGGUGCUUGGCUCUAAGGUGCCCCAUCAACUAACCGAAGACACAAUUGCAGAGUACUGCGCGGUGGUCGACCGGUUUUGCUCUCAGUCGCAGCGGCACUCUGGGGGUUCGUACCUCUUUUACUCCCCGACCAUCAACUUGGCGCUGGGGCCCAGCGAAAUGGACGGGAAGGGCGUCCAAUCUAUCCCCGGAUCCGUCACCGGUGCGGGCUACUCACACUCCAGCAGAGGUUUUAACGCUGGGUCUGAUGCACCGGAGGAGCUUUCCUCAGAACUGGUUUUUCAGUGGAAUGCCCCCUUACUUGGUGCGUUUGAUAUACCAGAAGCAGUGGUGGGCCGCAGCAAAACUUUUUGUGUGCCGGCGUUUAUUAGAGGUUUUGUCACAGCAUCAGAUGUCCCUUCUGACGGAGUGAAGUUGCUGCUCAUCAACCGACUUAGCUAUCGGUGGUCUGGCACACGAUACAAUCGACGGGGCCUCGACUCAGCCGGUACCGGCAUACCUGCCAAUUUCUCUGCAUCGACCCUGUGGGUUUUCCCCACGGAAGCGGUGCACGACGGCGGGGGCACCUCAGCACCUGCGCUCACACCGGAAAGGCGAGUCGCAGCGUUUGUGACUGUGCGAGGCUCUAUUCCGCGAAGCUGGAGCCAACCAGCGAAUCUGACAUUGAAGCCAAAGGUUACUAUCUCAUCUUCUAGCAUUGCUGCAGAUGAAUUGUCAUUGCAUUUAAAUGCGCUACAGGCAGUUCUCCACGGUAUGUUGACCCUGCAUUGCCUUGACACGACAUCUUGUAGUGUGCUCGAGUCGCCACUCUCCAAGGCCUUUGAGACAGUAGUCACAAAGCGUCGCGAGAGCGAUGCAAAACUCCGAAGAGCCCCAGAUGUUCACUACUCCAAGUACAAUGUGAAGGAGCGCAUGAACAAGAAGCUCUCCUACAGACAGAUACAGGAAGAAGUGAAUGUAUUGGUCGGGUUGAAACAGGAGGAUGGUGAUAAAGGGAUGGUGGACUUCUCGCAGUGGCGCAGCGCCGUGGCGACGGACGAUGAUGAGCAGUGGCGUGAGGAUGGGAGUGGGCCGUCUCUCGUUUGGAAACGGGUACGUCAACAGGCAUGCUACUUGCGUGUUAACUGUCUGGACUGUUUGGACCGGACAAACCUUGUGCAGUCUAUGAUCGCUGUUGGUAUACUUCCAAGCAUGAUUAACUACGUGCGUGGAGAUGAAAAGGCGAAGGAGGAUGAUGCGAGCCUCACUGGUGGUGGGACAGGUAGAGAGGACAAUGAGGAAACAUUUAAGGAAGCAAAACGGGCGUGCAAAGGUCUCUGGGUCCAACAGGGUAUAGCGCUCUCACAACUGUAUGCCGGAAGCGAUCCCCAUUUUGUGCAGUUCCUUUUGAACGGCAAGUCGGACCUGAGUGAAAAAUUCAAGGAGGGUGUGCGUGCUUUGCAGCGGUGGUGGCAGCAGAACUUUUACGAUGGUGAAAAACAGGAUGCUGUCUCUCUUCUCACACGUCAGCAUGAUCCUGCUCUUUUCUACUCUAAAUUUGAAGGCCCCUUUUCUCGACGUUUGUCUGGGCUAAAUAGGAUGGUAUUGUUGGGCCUGCUCGUCGCGAUUGGGGCAGCUGGAGCAAAUCUUGUCAUGAUGCUUUUUAUUCCUCAGUAUCGGAUGCGGCAGGAGUUUGUCAUCUGUGAGUUGAUUUGGGGGCUCUACUUGUGCGCACUUAUCUCGCACAUCAUGAAGGAUGGUGUCAGCUACACGAACUAUCCGCUGCUAAAGUGA
Molecule: messenger RNA, 2271 nt
Organism: Trypanosoma grayi
Lineage: Eukaryota; Euglenozoa; Kinetoplastea; Trypanosomatida; Trypanosomatidae
Product: putative synaptojanin (N-terminal domain), putative,inositol/phosphatidylinositol phosphatase
Exons: 1
Coding region: 1-2271 (756 amino acids)
Biological process (GO): phosphatidylinositol dephosphorylation
Cellular component (GO): endoplasmic reticulum
Molecular function (GO): phosphatidylinositol-4-phosphate phosphatase activity
Source: RefSeq, a predicted model, not a curated record